AUGGUUAAUCUUGGUCGAGAUUGCUGGCGCUGGAUCUCGUCGCCGAAGCGCGGUGAACUAAGAAAAGGGGGUAGGUUAAGAUCAUCGAUCAGCAUUACAGGAUACUUCUGUGUGCUUCCCAGCAUCAUUGUCGAAGCUUUCGGCGUUUCAGAGACUCCCUACCUAUUCUGCUAUAUGAGAAGCCAGAUCUUCCUGGGUUACGUGGAUACUGAUGACUUACUAUACGGCCGAGGCACAGCUGUGAAUAGAUUUGAUGGGGACGCCACUUUUUUGGCGAACACGACGUACCCGUACACGAUUGGAGGUAGAUUAGUCGCUUAUAUCGCUAUGACUGCCUAUGAUCGUGCUUCCGAUAUUAAUAGGGCUGGAUUUGAGGUUAGUAAGGAGGCGGAAUAG
This is a messenger RNA of Colletotrichum godetiae, 396 nucleotides long. RefSeq lists its product as uncharacterized. The record is from RefSeq and is a predicted model, not a curated record. The coding region runs from base 1 to 396 and encodes 131 amino acids. The transcript is spliced from 4 exons. Lineage: Eukaryota; Fungi; Ascomycota; Sordariomycetes; Glomerellales; Glomerellaceae.